CGGACGCGCGUGUGCUCGGCUCACUUCACUUGGCCGGGCUGUCUCCACGCCACGCUCCCCACAUCCCCUUUUUCCCUUUUCCUCCUCUCCCCUCGUGUACCUGCUCUAGCUCUAUCGGUCUAUCCCUCCGCGUCGUCGGGCAUCUCGCCACCUCCAGGUCCAAGAGACCAAGAUCGAGUGAUUGCAGUAGGCAGAUUGCACGAGGGAUGGUCGCCGUGUCUACCGCGGCGAUGGCGAGCUCGCUUCUCCUCCGGCCGCGCGCCUCCUUCCGGCGGGCGCUCCCGCCACCGCCACCUUCCAGCCGCCGGGCAUUGCCAGCGCCGCGGGUUCAAGCAGCUAGCACCAAACAGGAGCAACCAGGCCGGCCGGCCGGGACGCGGCUCUACUCGCUGGCACCCUACCCUCUGCUGCUCGCCGCGCUGUUGCCGGGAGCUGAGCCGGUGACGGCCGUGUUCGCGCCGUUCGUGGAGCUGGUGAAGACGUGGGGCCUCCCUGGCUGGCUCGUGCACUGGGGCCACCCCGGCAACAUGGCUGUGGUGCUUUUUGCGAUGGGUGGCUACGGGACAUACCUCGGCUUCAGGAUCAAACUAUCAGAUGAUCCGGAAGAGAAGGCUAAGGCCAAAGAUCUCCACCCAAAGCUCCUUGCCGGCAUGUUCUUCUUCUUCGCCCUCGGUGCCACAGGUGGUGUCACUGCUCUUCUUACCUCAGACAAACCAAUCUUUGAAAGUCCUCAUGCAGUAACAGGAGUCAUCGGCCUGGCACUCCUGACCAUUCAGUCUAUUCUUCCAAAAUUGUUUGAGGGGAACCCAGGGCUUAGGACUACACAUGGUCUACUCGGCAGUGGCAUCAUGACUCUGUUUCUAAUCCAUGCAGCACUCGGCCUGCAGCUUGGGAUCAGUUUCUAACUUUUGGCUAGAAUAUCUUGGGGUUUGCUUCUUUCUGAUUGCUUUUUUGGAGAUUUAACUCACUCUUAUUAUUAUUCACACGAGGCAUCCCUUUAUAAAGCAAAACAAUGUAAGAGAAAGCAAAUUUACUAUCCUUCUCUUUGUGCGCAAUUAUAGUAAAUGGUAUCAUAUGCUAAAUUGCUAA
Messenger RNA from Panicum virgatum (switchgrass), 1089 nucleotides. RefSeq lists its product as uncharacterized. The record is from RefSeq and is a predicted model, not a curated record. The coding region runs from base 207 to 905 and encodes 232 amino acids. NCBI's taxonomy places the organism in Eukaryota, Viridiplantae, Streptophyta, Magnoliopsida, Poales, Poaceae. The transcript is spliced from 6 exons. Gene Ontology annotation, cellular component: membrane.